AUGGCUAACGUCAGCCUUGCCAGUGUUGUAGCAACUCUUUACGACAAUACCACUCACAGUGAAGAUUCUUACUUAAUUCGAGACCUGGGCAAUGGGCUCUUUCUUGACGCGGUAAUGGAUGGCGUAACCGGACACGGUGGUGAAGAAGCCAGUCAAUCAGUAGCUCAGGCGCUUGAGGCAGUGUCCAUAACCUCGCCGGACGACAUUGUCACAGUCUUGGAAGAGCAAAACGCCGACUUUUUCCAGGUAGGUGGGGGAAGGUUUCUUCUCACCACUGUGUCUGUUGCAUUGUUUAUGGGUGGUCCACUUUACAUUAUCAGUGCCGGCGACAGCCCCAUAUUCCAUAUCAGGGGAGAAGAAUGCAAACAACUUUCCGGCCGCAUUGGUGGCAUACUCCGAAUGGGUACUGCCAAGGCAAUUGGGGCUGGAGAGGAUCUGGUACUACAAAGGACCGAAGUCGCACUGGAAUCCGGCGACCGGCUGGUGACCGCAUCCGACGGAGUAACUGACAACGUCAAUAUGGCAGAGUUGGCCGAAUUCAUACGCAACGCUGAAACUCCGGAGGCAGCUUCCACGGCGAUCAAGCAGGCCAUCGACGACAGGUUGGAACGAGGCAUUACGCCUGAACUAUUGGGGGGAAGGUUCCGACACGACGACCAGACCGGCAUUUUCCGGUUCUUUUAG
Molecule: messenger RNA, 684 nt
Organism: Geodia barretti
Lineage: Eukaryota; Metazoa; Porifera; Demospongiae; Tetractinellida; Geodiidae
Source: the annotation of a GenBank genome assembly